AUGGCCAUUCCUGGCUCUGUACGCUUUUGUGUUAGAAAAUUUGUACACAUUCUACACAUUCUAUACCAUGUCGAGCACUAUAGAGACAAAAAAUUCCGCAACGUUAAAACUUUCUCUAAAAUAGUCAGUGACAGUAACAGUGCAAAAUUAGAUAGCCUUGAUAGGCCUGAUAGCAAGUUAUCUGCUGAGAUCAGCACAUUCAAAAGUGAUUUGAAAUCUUCUUUUGCUACUGUUGUUGGCCAAAAAGUGAAGAAAAACAUUGAGUGUGUCAAUCUGGAAGUUAAAACGGUUAAAAGAAAAUUAACUGAGCCAAUUGAUAUAAAAGACAGAGAAAGAAAUAUAAUAAUUUUCAAUUUACAAGAAGGUGAAGAUGAUAAAAUUCGUGUUAAAAAUAUUUUGUUAAAAUUGUCUGAUGAUAUAAAAGAUUCACAUAUAAAAUAUGUUACAAGACUUGGGAAGAAAAAUGAAUCAUCCAUACGUCCAAUAUUGAUAGUGUUGGAUAGUUUGAUGUCUAAAGAGACCGUGAUGAAAAAUGCACACAAAUUGAAAUUAAUGUCGGUCGAACUGAGUAAAGUCUGGAUUAGCAAUGAUCUGACACCUGAGCAGAGAAGUGAAUUAAAGAAACAGAGUCAGAGGUCCUGUGGGAAGAUGGCGGAUUGUGAAGUUCAGAAAUUAACUGAUGAGGAUGUUGUUGACUGGAGGGCCAGUCGGAGGAUGAUUCAUGCUACAGCUCAAAAAUUAAUCAUGAAAAAUUACAAUGAUUUAAAAAUUGGCCUGGGGCUCCUCAACAUAAGAUCUAUAAUGUCAAAAUAUGAAAUGGUGUGUGAUAUAAUUUGUGGAGAAUUGGAUAUUCUUGUAUUAACUGAAACAUGGCAUGGGUCGUCAGAUGAGUUUGCUGUUCGUUGCGCGAUGCCCCCUGGUUAUAAGUUUGUAGAUUACGUCAGACCUCACGAUCCAUAUCAUGGCGGAAUUAUAAUUUAUUUCAAGAAAGAGUUCAUUUAUAAGCCCGUUGAGUUACACGCCGUGAUAACUUUUGAAGCUGUUGCAAUUAAAUUGAGAGUAAACAAAUCUGAUUUUAUUUUGUUACCAAUUUAUAGACCUGGAUCGGUUCCUCCUGCACCAUCGUUCUUUUCAGAGCUAGCGAAUGUUUUAGAAGUUUUAUCUCUGUUAAGUGAUAAAAUCGUUGUUGCGGGAGAUUUUAAUGUUCAUAUGGAGAGAAAAGAUGAUCCAAACACAGUCUUACUGAAUGAGGUUUUCGAUUGUUUUCAGUUCAUCCGGGUAGCCGACCCUCGGCCAAUCCAUCCUUUCGAGGCUGGUAAAUGGGUAGACAACGUAAAGUUGUCGCAUGUUGGCCGGCGAGAUGGCUCAGUGGUUCAAAUGCUCACUGAGUCAAACAUCUCAUAUACUUAG
Helobdella robusta is the source of this 1410-nucleotide messenger RNA. RefSeq lists its product as hypothetical. The transcript is spliced from 5 exons. Lineage: Eukaryota; Metazoa; Annelida; Clitellata; Rhynchobdellida; Glossiphoniidae. The record is from RefSeq and is a predicted model, not a curated record. Bases 1 to 1410 code for a protein of 469 amino acids. Gene Ontology annotation, molecular function: catalytic activity.